UACGCGAACAAUACAACCACAGGGACACGCGUAACGCGACAAUGGCGACCUGAAACAUUGGCGUGCGCUUCCUUGCUCCAUAUACUUCUGACAUCUCGCCAGUGUUUACCGUACUCCUUCUGCAUGUUCGUGAAUGUGAAACAUAUUCGUGCUAGCAUAAAAUAUGUGACUGGUGAAGAGGAACCAUUAAAAACGAGUAACUGCGCGGAUUCAGCCGUUGAAGCUAGCUAGGCGCACGACAUAAUUCAAUGGUGUUAGUCUCUGCCGAAAAAACGGGAAAGCCAUGUAUACAACGAUAUCUUGCCGAAUAUAAUGCGUUGUGGAGCAGUAGUAAAGACUUAUCAUCAAAAUCUAUUGUGGUGCUGAUAAGGCAUGUUAAAAUAAGGCAAGCCAACGAGGGAGAUGAGCCACAAUAUUGCAGGCAUGCCACCCUUUGCAAGGAUGCCUUUGGGGGGUAUGGGUAUGGGUGUGAAUAUGGGUCCUAGUGGCCCACAUCCUGAAUCUUCUGCUCACCCUCAUCCUCCACCACCGCCACCGUCUGGUGCCAAUCCAAAAAAGAAACGACGUACAAAUGCAAAUGUUGCUCAACCAUCUCCGCAACAACCUCCAAUAGUACAGGAUUUACUACCUCCACCUUUAACUGGCUAUGGAGACACAAUAGUAGCAAGUAACCCUUUUGACGAUACACCACCGCAAACCACGCAAACACCAAUGAUGCAUGGUGGACCGCCUCAUAUGCAUCCUCAUCACCCACAUCAUAUAAGUGGACCACCUAUGAGAGGCAUGAGCCCUUUAACUUCUAUAGGUGGAAUGAGUCCUAUGAUGCCUCACAAUAUGGGUAGUAUGAGUCCAAUGGGAAAUUCGCCCAUGACAAAUCACAUGAAUCACAUGGGAGCAAUGUCUCCUAUGAAUCAUGCACCAAUAGGUGGUAUGAGUCCAAUGAAUAAUAUGGGCCCCAGCAUGCCACCUGGUCCGAUGAAUACCAUGAACAAUCAUAUGAAUAUGAGUCACAUGGGUAAUUCUCAACUUAGCGGCCCACCUAUGGGUAGUCCAAUGAAUAAUAUGAACAGUGGCCCAAUGGGUAGUCCAAUGAAUAACAUGGGACACAGUAUGGGAAGUCCUAUGGGUGGUCCGCUGGGAUCUCCUAUGAAUACAAUGGGGGGAUCAAAUCAUAUGCCUAAUGGACCAAUGAAUAUGAACAAUAUUAAUAGCCAUAUACCACCCAAUAGCCCACUGAACGGACCAUCUAUGAACAGUGUAAACAGUCCACUUGGACACAACGGAUCUCAACCACAUCCAAAUCAUAUGGGAAAUAAUCUUAAUAACUUAGGAAGGCCCAUGAAUGGACCCAUGACUACCAUGAGUUCAAUGGUAUCCAAUAAUAUGAAUAUGAGUGGCCCAAAUCAAAUAAAUAAUAUGAAUAUGGGUGGGCCACCAAUGAAUAACAUGUCUAAUAUGAGUAUUAAUCAUCAUAAUCAAAUGAGUCACAUAGCUGGUCCAAUGGGUACAAUGUCUAAUAAUUUAGGUGGAGGUCCACCAAUGGGCCAUCCUAUUAACAUGGGAGGUUCCAUGCCACCUCAUGGUUUUCAAGGUCCACCGGGGAUGGGACCGAAACCAAUGCCAGUUUCUGCAGGAAAGAUAUAUCCUCCAGAUCAGCCAAUGGUGUUUAACCCACAAAAUCCUAAUGCUCCACCUAUUUAUCCUUGUGGAGUAUGUCACAAAGAAGUGCAUGAUAACGAUCAAGCGAUCCUUUGUGAGUCCGGUUGUAAUUUUUGGUUUCACAGGGGAUGCACAGGAUUAUCGGAAACUGCCUAUCAAUUAUUAACGGCAGAAGUUUAUGCCGAAUGGGUGUGUGAUAAGUGUUUGCAAUCGAAAAAUAUACCUUUGGUUAAAUUUAAACCAUAACACUUCUUGACUCGUCGUAUAUGCGACACACGAGUGACUCUUUGUUAGCGUUUACACCUUGUACACGCACACGUGCGCGUGUAAUUGCACACACAUAAACACAUACGACAUACACUAAUGCACGAGCAAAAUCGUGCAUAUAAUAUAAACAUGCGCUGUUUGUUAAUAUCUUAGCUUUAACUUGUUGAAAUAUUAGGGUAUUGCUAUGAGUCGUAUUGGUGAAUGAGAUGGCAAAAACGACAUAUGUUCAAAAGUUAUAUUAAUUUUUAAGUCUGUUUACAAGUCUGUUUACAAAGUAAUUUAUCUUUUAACUUUUGAUAUUCCUGACCCGUUUUCAAUCAACACUGUGAAGUAUAAAUGAAAUCGGAGUCCAGAAAGCAUAAAAAUUUUAAAAAGAUUUAUAGGUAUUAAAAACUGUACAGUCACCUGUAAACUUCGUUUGAUCUGUUAUUUUUAAUUGCAUUUGAUACAAAAUUAAAGAAUAAUUAUACAAGAUGCAUCAUGCAACUAAACGAAACCAUUUCUUUAAAAUAAGUAGAGAUAGAACAAUUUAUCAGAGAACAAAAUUAAAUAUUGCUAUCUGUUCUAUAUUGCUACAGUACUUUUACGUAUUUUGUGCCUCAAUGAUUAUGCAUAACACCAUCUAAUUUUGUCUUGUAAAAUAUUUUCUCUAUCUCUAAUCAUAAAAUGUAUAUAGCACCACCCAUUUGCGUGAUACGCAACCCUAUAUACAUGAAAUAGAAAGAUAUGUACGUAUAUAUAUGUGAUAAACAGCGAAAAUUGCUGGAACUGCAUAUUAGUAGCAAAUGAAACAAAUACAUAUAUUCUGUUUACUUUAUUUAGCUUUGGGUGAACGUUCCUGCUAAAUUAUAAUUGAUAUUCAAAAAUAAUUAACAACGUGUAUUACUUCAUCAAUUAUUUCUAGUUAUGUCAUUGUCAUUUAUCAUCAGGCUCGUUACGUUGAUUAAGGAUUAAAGUGGUAUUUAAAAAAAAAGGAGAUAUUGCAAAUGCACAUCUAGCAACUAUUUAAGAACAGAGUAAUAUGAAUUUUAAGCGAUGUAAAUUGUUCUCAUAACGCGAUUACAAAUGUUCGUGACUAUCUUCAAGUACCAGAACAACAAAAAAUUUCUAUAAACCCGUUCGUACAAUUGAAAUAUUACCGAAUUAUUUUAGGUUUCUAAAAAAUGCGUUUGACAAUGGUGUGCUAUGUAAAGAAUAAGUAUUGCUAAUACUUUCAAGCAUAUAUUAUUCUCAAACGCCGUUUUUUGCUCCCAAAUGUUACAAAUAAAAGUGCUGCGGUUCUUGUAUUUUUAUAUUUCAAAUAUUUUGGUAUAAACCAUGGUCAGUUAUAUAUUUUCGAGCUACUUUAGUGUUAUAGUUUAGAAUAUAUUCAAAAUGUAAAUAGAACCAACACUAAUGAGAAGUUUUAACACAGCAUGUAUAAAGAAUAUUUCUAUCUGUUUACAAAGAUCAAUCAACGGUUUACGUGAUGAGAAAGGAGGCUUGAAAAGUCGAAUUUCUUUUUUUCCAUCAAAGAUCAUGUAUUGUUUCUUGCCAUGGUUUAUGCUGGGGUUUAAUUUGGCACUUAUCAAUGAUAAAUUUUUUACCUGUAUGAUUCUUCAUAUACCUUGACAAAGAAACAGCACGAAUUCGUUUGAUGGAUAAUUUGCAGGGUCUUUCUGUAUUAUAUAUAAGAUCAUGCGAUGAACAAAUCACGUAUGUUCAUUUAAGCAGAAACAUAAAGACUCAGAUUCAUAAGAAACUUUGGUGUUCAGGGAAUGCAGGAAUGAUUACCGUGUAAACGAACCUUACGGAAUAAAAUGUGGAAACAUCAA
Messenger RNA from Bombus impatiens (common eastern bumble bee), 3740 nucleotides. RefSeq names its product protein pygopus (gene pygo). The transcript is spliced from 5 exons. The record is from RefSeq and is a predicted model, not a curated record. Bases 403 to 1905 code for a protein of 500 amino acids. Lineage: Eukaryota; Metazoa; Arthropoda; Insecta; Hymenoptera; Apidae.